GUUUCCAGAAGUAGUUGGAAUCGAUUGUACUUACAAAACGAAUAAGAUGGGAUGGCCUUUAUAUCAGUUUGUUGUGACUGAUGGAUUCGGAAGAGGAAGGACUGUUUUGUUUGCUCUUACUAGGAGAGAAACGUUUGCAGAUUUCAAGGAGAUAUUGCAAACGUUUAAGAGAUUUAUGGUGGAUACAUCGAAAACAUUAACAUUCACUGUCGACUGUGCAACUGCACAGAUGAACGCCCUAAAGGAGGAAUUCCCUAGUUGCAAUAUUGUUUUGUGUCUUUUCCAUGUAUGCCAGGCAUUCAGAAGGAAGGUAAGUUACAUUCCCAUUAACUGACAUAGGGAAAACAGUUCCCAAAUCAGCUUGUUAAAAAGUGGUUGUAUCGAAU
Messenger RNA from Trichobilharzia regenti, 386 nucleotides. NCBI's taxonomy places the organism in Eukaryota, Metazoa, Platyhelminthes, Trematoda, Strigeidida, Schistosomatidae. The record is from the annotation of a GenBank genome assembly.